Messenger RNA from Rasamsonia emersonii CBS 393.64, 867 nucleotides. RefSeq names its product Acetyltransferase, GNAT family. Gene Ontology annotation, molecular function: acyltransferase activity, transferring groups other than amino-acyl groups. NCBI's taxonomy places the organism in Eukaryota, Fungi, Ascomycota, Eurotiomycetes, Eurotiales, Trichocomaceae. The record is from RefSeq and is a predicted model, not a curated record. The transcript has a single exon. Bases 1 to 867 code for a protein of 288 amino acids.
AUGGGGAAAGGGAAAAACACGACAGAAGAUAAUCCGCCCACAACUACUACUGAUUCUACUCCUACUGCGAGAGCAGCAGCAACAACAACAGACGGGGUCAGAGACGACAUCCCCCCUCUAACAACCUACCAAGCCAACGCGAAGAAUGACCGCAUAGACGCCCUGCGGCUUGUCGCCGACAGCGUCGCGCAGCAGCGGCAAGAGGCCAGCAGGGCCGUAAUCUCGCACCCGGCAGUACUGGCCCUCACGACAGCCGUGCUGGCGAUCGUUUUCGGAGCGCUGUACCACGACCGCAGCGACCUGGGGCUGGUGCUGACCACGAUGGCCGGGUGCGUGAUGGCGGGUUUGGCGGGGGUCGGGUACGCGACGAGUGGGUAUCUCGAGCUGGCGGAGCGGACGGGCACGUGGGCUUGGCUGUACGGCCGGGAGAGGGAGAAAUCGGGCGCCAUGAAGGAACGAGAAAAAGAGGAGGAUAUCAUCCUCGUGACGAAAUACGGCGACGAGAUCAUCGGCACGGUCGUGCUGCGUCUGCUGACCUCGGAGCAAAAUUCAGAAUCGUCCAAGUCCAAGAAAUCGAAGUCGAAUGCUAAGUCCAAAGAUCCAGGACCAGGCUUCACAGCUGUCAUCCGCGCCUGGACCGUCAAACGCCGCUAUCGCACCAAGGGCAUUGGCACCGGUCUGCUGGAGGAAGCGGUGUCGCUCUGCAGGAAGAAUUCCUGGGAGGGGCCUGUCUUUGAUGAGCACCAUGCCAAUUCUGUGCGGUUACUGCCGGCGAUGUUUCUUGGGGAUUUGUUUGAGAAGAGGGAGACGAGGGCGAGGCGGGCGUUGGAGAAUGUGAAGAGGAGGUUGUCUUCUUCACCGUCAUAA